CGACGGGUUUUUUCUAAACGAGACUGUGCUUGUUUCUGUGGUGGGGACGCAAAGUUCUACGUAAGGAACUAAAACAGAAGAUAGUCGCUUCCUCCUCUCGCGUGUCAUUUCCAAAAGUUCAUACAGUCAAAAAGGGAAUAUGGCAAGCGUGGAAAUUGAUGUCGGGGGUGAUAUGCACAUACCACAACAAAAACAAAAAUCUAGUCAAGGGCUUGAAUUUUUACAACUACCACAAUUUAUCAAUGAAUAUCCACAAGCUCAUGAAUGGAUUGAACAUAGAAAGGCUAAUAUUAGGCCAUGGUCCUUAUUCCUUAAUUCAAAUAAUUUGAGGCGUCCACCUAGCUUUCCAAGAUUAAGUAAACGAAUUAUGAAAAAUAUUGAAUAUUUUCAGAGCAACUAUUUAUUUGUGUUCAUUGGAUUAAUCAUAUACUGCUUGAUUACUUCUCCAUUGUUGCUAUUGACUGUAGCAGCUUUUCUUGGAACUUGUUAUAAAAUUUCACAACGCCAUGCUAGGCAAGAAUUUAUGAUAUUUAAUCAUAAAUUGAAAUUAGCUCAAAUUUAUUGCUUGGUUGGAAUGUUGUCAGUACCAAUAUUUUGUUUGGUUGGUGCAGCUCACGCACUCUUUUGGAUUCUUGGUGUGUCAUGGUCUCUAAUAACUUUACACGCAGCACUUUAUAAUAUUGACUCUGUGUUAUGCCCGGGGGAGGAUGAACUCAAUUCCUUAGUCAUGCAAGAAGUAUGACUUGUAUUAUAAUGUAAUUCUAUUACUUGUAUUAUAAUAGAUGUAUAUACAAAUUGAUUUUUAAAUGAUAUAAAGAUUAUAUAAAUGCAAAAAUAUAAUUAAACAUUUAUACUAUGUAUAUAUGACAUAAAAUAUUUAUAUUGUUAACAUCUAGAAAAGAUACAAGUUAUGACAUAAUGUAUGUACUUCAUUGUUAAAAAAAUAGUACGAAUAAUAUUAAAUUAUGUGACUACAUCAUG
Messenger RNA from Megachile rotundata (alfalfa leafcutting bee), 981 nucleotides. Its product is annotated as prenylated Rab acceptor protein 1. Lineage: Eukaryota; Metazoa; Arthropoda; Insecta; Hymenoptera; Megachilidae. The record is from RefSeq and is a predicted model, not a curated record. Gene Ontology annotation, cellular component: Golgi apparatus.